Messenger RNA from Trypanosoma theileri, 1479 nucleotides. Its product is annotated as PHD and RING finger domain-containing protein 1-like. Lineage: Eukaryota; Euglenozoa; Kinetoplastea; Trypanosomatida; Trypanosomatidae. Bases 1 to 1479 code for a protein of 492 amino acids. The record is from RefSeq and is a predicted model, not a curated record. The transcript has a single exon.
AUGCAGCACGAUGUGAAGGAGAAUGAAAAGAAACAAACAGAAUCACCCAUAGAAAAAGAAGAUGAGGUGUGUGGUAUUUGCUUUACCGGCAUUCACCCCAGUGAUAACCCACGUGGUCGACUGAAUUCGUGUAAUCAUAUUUUCUGUGCUUAUUGUAUUAAAGAAUGGGCACAAAGCACAAAUGUCUGUCCACAUUGCAAAGCCCGAUUUACACGUAUAUUUGUAUUAAACAACAAUGGUGAGGAGGAAGUUACUAAAGUGCGUAAACGAAACUACAAACGAUGGGAAGAAGAUGAUGAGGAUGAAAAUGAAGAUGGUGAGAAUGAAGAGGAGAACAGCGGGGAGGCAUCUCAUUCUCUGCUGGUUGCCUGUGAUGUGUGUGGACAAGGGGAUAAUGCCUUUCGUAUGAUAUUUUGUGAUCGCCGACAAUGUCAAUACGCCGUGCAUCUUGACUGUAUUCAUCUGAAUGAGCGACCGGCGGAGUUUUACUGUUCUCAAUGUGCACAACUGCGUGGAUCUACUACAGCCACUACACCUAUAGCUACAACUACCAAUGAUGAGGAUAUAGAGAUAAGAGAGUCUAUACAAGAGCAGGAGAUGAGAGAAGGAAGAAAUUUGAGUUCUGCGGUGGAAAGUCAAACAGAUGCUGUUCCUCCAUGUAAAACACCGUACAGUAAAGUAUCGGUUGCACUUCCAACAUUUCUACGACAGGCGAUGGAACGUGGAAUUCGAGGGCAAACAACCGUACCGCAACAAGGGGAAUAUCAAGAUAAAGAAAUCUCUUUAACUUCUUCUUCUUCUUCUCAAAAUAGGGGAAGAGGAAGAGGAGGAGAUCAGGAACUUCAUAUAAUACAAGAAGAUGAUAUGAUUACUCGUUCUUCUCAAGCUGCUUUACAAGAGUAUUUAAAACGUCAGGAUAAUCAAAAUCAUCAAAUACGCCUUCAACAACAACAACAACAUCAUCAUCAUCAUCAUCAUAAUCGCCGUGGUGAAAUACCACAAAUUAGGGAUAUGUCUAAACGAGGAGUAGGCGUUGUGGGAAUACAACCCUCUUUCAAACGACCCCGUAGUUAUAACAAUACUUCUGUUCAUCACACCAGCGUGGAUGGACUUUUAGAUCCAACAACACGACGAAAGGAAGAAGAUCGUCUUGCACGACAAUUGGCUAUUGAAAUGUUACCUAUUCUUAGGCGUAAUCAACAAAUUCAAGAAAGUCAAUUACAGUUUGGUCGUAAUGGUGAUAUUGUAGUUUCUGCUGUUCCUAAUGGAUCGGAUGCUACUGUACGAGAAAGAGAACUCUAUGUAAAAGCCAUGACAGAAGCUCGACGAAUGGCUCAACAACAAAUUGAGGCUAAAGUAGUAAAGGCCCGAAUGAGAAUGGAACGUCAAGUUCGUAUUCAAGCACAGAGAGAAGCUGCUGCAUUGGCAAAACUGGCAAAGAUUGUUGCAUCUCACCGAGUCGCAUCAAAACCAAACUAG